Molecule: messenger RNA, 3362 nt
Organism: Arvicola amphibius (Eurasian water vole)
Lineage: Eukaryota; Metazoa; Chordata; Mammalia; Rodentia; Cricetidae
Gene: C2cd2
Product: C2 calcium dependent domain containing 2
Exons: 14
Coding region: 245-2329 (694 amino acids)
Source: RefSeq, a predicted model, not a curated record
ACUUCCCAGCCGCGCUUUGGGAGAGGCCGCCUCUGUCCUGCAUUCCAGUUCCAGGUGCGCAGUGCUCUAUUCGGCACCCAGACCAGUUCCUGCCGCCCUCCUCGCGGUCUCUGCCUCUCAGCCCCCGAACCCCACGCCCCUGCGCCCCGGCGGAUGUCCUGAGUCGCCACUCGUUCCCUUCGCGCCCCGGGGCCACGGCUGCUCGGGGAAGUCGGGGCGCGCGCGCCGGGUAUGCGCCGUCAGCAUGGGCUCGUGGCUCGGCGAGGUACAGUGGCUCAUCCUGGUGUCCCUCUUCGUCGCGGCCCUGGGCACGGUGGGCCUGUACUUGGCGCAAUGGACGCUGGCCAGGGCGCGACCCCCGCCCCGGCGGCGGGCGGAGCCGGACGAGCGACGGCGCCGGGAGUCAGACACGCUCCUGUCCUGGAUACUGACACUGGAUAGCUGGGAGAGCCAGUGGCAAACGGCCUGGGUGACCGCCCUGAACUACGAGGCCCAAAGGAGAGGGGGCCCACUGCAUCUCUCUUUCCAGCCGAACCCACAGCCCCAGUCCUUGCAGCUGACAGUUAGAGAAGUCUCCAGUGUGGUCAAGUCAAACCAGGAGAAGAUGGUGAUCUGUCAUGUGGUGGGCGAGACCCUUCAGUUCCUGGUCAGUGCAGGGCCUGCCUCCACCACCAGUUCGGAAUGCCAGCUGUAUGACGUCCGGCUUUCCCCAUUUCAUUUAAAGAUAGAAUUCCACAUGGAAGAGAAGAGAGAAGACAUUCAGAUCAGGUGGUCAUUCACCCAUGUACCAGAAACAGCCAUCAAGAUCCAGCCCCAAACCCCAGGGGAGAAGCAGGUGCUUGAGGUAAACAUGCUUUCUGAAGCCCUUGCGGAUCUUCUGAAGUACCUAGUUGGUGUUGCCUCUCCAUCUGUGUUUCUGAGCACCAAGCCUUCGCGGGCAAAAGAAGCUCAGACUCUACAGUGCACUUCCUCCACUGCUCAGGAACCCUGCCCUCCCAAACCUCCAAGGGCUCAUGAACUAAAACUGCAGGUGAAGAAUAUCCGAGUCUCCCUGCUAACCCACCCUGGUGCUUCAGGCAGCAUUAGCCACGUGUGUGUGGCCCAGCUGAAUGAUCCUACACAGCAGUUCAUCAGCACCCUAGUGAGAAACACUACAGACCUCUCUUGGGAGGAGGAAUUGACCUUUGAACUGAACGCCAAAUCUAAGGAGCUGCUCUUGCAGAUCUCAGAGAAUGGAUGCUCUCCAGAAGGUGUGAUGGGGACAGCAACCAUUCACCUAGACUUAUUUAGGAAGCAGCCUAAUGGCCCACAGACCUUCAGACUGGUCAGCGGGACAGAGCCUGACAGCUUGGUGUUAGGUUCAGUCACUGCAGAGUUUUCUUACAUAGAACCUGGUGAGCUGAAGUCCUGGCCCACUCCUGUUUCUGCUGCAAAGAUAGAAGAGGACCGUACGGUGAUGCCAUGUGGGACCGUGGUCACCACUGUCACUGCUGUGAAGACCAAGCCUCGCUUUGACGCUGGGAGGGCAUCCCCUCUGAGCUCAGAGUCCCCCGUGAGGACACCCAUCAAGGUGAAGGUCAUUGAGAAGGACAUCUCUAUCCAGGCUAUUUCGUGCCACAGCGCUCCUGUCAGCAAGACAUUCUCCUCUUCAGACACAGAGCUACUGGUGCUGAACGGCUCAGAUCCUGUGGCUGAAGUUGCCAUCCGGCAGCUCAGUGAAUCCUCAAAGCUGAAGCUGAAGUCCCCACGGAAGAAAAGUACCAUCAUCAUUUCAGGGGUCUCCAAGACCUCACUGUCUCAGGACCACAAUGCUGCCCUCAUGCUGGACUAUGCAGCUUCUAUGGACAGCACCAACCAAGGGGAUGCCCCAUCCUCCCUGUGCCCUCAAGAGGCAGCUGCAGCCUCUUCCACCUCCCCACCUGAAGAGGAGCCAGCCCAGGCCCUACCUGCCCUCAAGCCUAGAGAGGAUGAUCUAGACUCCUGGGACCUGGAGAAGGAACCCCCAGCAGCAGCAUGGAGCGGUCCAGCCUUACAGGAACCAGAUGGGGACGAACUGUCAGAGAGCUCUUUGAGUGCUUCGGAGCUUGGAGCCAUCAAGAAGCAUAAAGGAGGAAUUCUAAGGAAAAGUGCCAAGCUCUUCUUCCGCCGGCGACACCAGCAGAAAGACCCAGGCAUGAGCCAGUCACAUAAUGACUUGGUAUUCCUGCAGCAGCCAGAGGGGAGGCAGAAGAAGGCGGCAACCCUUAGCCGGCUCCUGAACAAGAAGCUGCUUACCAGGCACAGAGGCAAACACAUCGUGAAUGGAGCGACCAGUGAGCCCUGCACAUAGCUCAGGUUACCCCAUCAUCAGAGCUGGAGAAUGGGACCACAAAGACCCCCACCAGAGAGCAGGAGCCAGUCCCAUCGGAUGCGUGCAUUGUCUAGUUUUUUUUUUUUUUUUUUUUUUUUUUUUUUUUUUUUCUCAAUAAUCUUGGUUUUUAAAGGGAAAAAAAUCUGCCUAUUUGUUCAGGACGCUUCCCCGAAGAUGGCUGAUAAUGCCAUCCAGUUUGCCAGCAGAUAUUCAGGGAGAACACCUGGCUCCAGCUGUUACCACGUAAUCCAAGUGUUAAGGUGGACUAUAAGAUAUUUACAUCAGUAAAGCAUGUGUGCUCUGAUGGACUAUUGAUAGUAGGUAGGAUGGAUCCCAGUCCACCUACUUCUUCCUCUCUCCUUCAGGGACUAUUAGGGUUCAUGUCUGGACCAUGGCAUGAGGAAAAGGUGGGCUGUGGGCUGUUGCUAUGAGCAGAAUGGGCCACUUCACAUAUCCUGCUAUUUAGAAUUAAAUAGUGCAUCUGGCCUGGGGGGACAGUGGUAUAGAUAUAGGCAGGAUUUUUGAGCCAUGAAGAAAUUAUAAUAGGAAAAAGAUAAGCUUUGACAAGUAUUAGAAGGUGUUCGCUUUUGAUAUUAGCCAUAGAAGUUAAAAACUUAUGCAAACACUAAAUGUGUCCUAUGCAGAUUAUGCCAGACACUUCCAGAUUUACUUGAGCCUUCUUGCAGGUAGAGGUGUAGAAAUUCAGAUAUGUUUAUUUCUUAUGCUAGGGUUCUGUUUUUUCCCAUGGCAUAGGCAGCACACUAAGCUCAAAUAUGCUGAGGCUGACUAGGGAGCAAUGACUGAUAGCUUGUAGGACAUGAUCACACAUAUAUGGUUCUUGCCAAAUAUAGCCAACAACCAAAACAACGAACUUUUAGGGCAACUGAAGAAAUUAUUCUGUAUCUUGGGUUCCAGUUAGUGUUAGGCAGAGAAGUUUUAUAACAAUGGGCCAAACUUGCAGGAAUUUAUGGGCUCUUCAGAAUUCUACUGUGAACAGGGACUUCUGGUCAUA